UGUAACUAUAAAAGAGGAGACCUUGGAUUUGUAGGUAAACAGACAAAUUGGUCAAAAUAUUUGAAUUCUUCAUGAGUACCAUGGCUUUGGUCUUCAGAAAACAAAGUCUGCAUAGAAAUUUAUUGCCAUGGCUUAUACAGAAAUCAAAGCAAACUACUGCUGUGCAGGCUCAACCAAAGAAGGUAGAAGUCUUUAUUGAUGACAAGCCUGUGCUUGUUGAUCCAGGCACAACAGUUUUACAGGCAGCUGCAAUGGUUGGAGUGGAAAUUCCAAGAUUUUGCUAUCAUGAAAGACUCUCUAUUGCUGGAAAUUGUAGAAUGUGCUUAGUUGAAGUAGAAAAAUCACCUAAGCCUGUUGCUGCUUGUGCAAUGCCUGUGAUGAAUGGUUGGAGAAUAAAAACAAAUUCAGACAUGACAAAGAAAGCAAGGGAAGGAGUGAUGGAAUUUUUGCUAAUUAACCACCCCUUAGAUUGCCCUAUUUGUGACCAAGGAGGGGAAUGUGAUUUACAGGAUGAAUCUAUGGCAUUUGGUUCUGAUCGCAGCAGAUUUCAAGACAUAUAUUACACAGGGAAAAGAGCUGUGGAAGAUAAAAACAUAGGACCUCUUGUGAAGACUAUAAUGACCAGAUGCAUUCAUUGCACACGUUGUAUUAGAUUUGCCAGUGAAGUGGCAGGUGUGGAUGAUCUUGGAACUACUGGAAGAGGAAGUGACAUGCAAGUCGGAACAUACGUUGAGAAAGUUUUGGCAUCUGAACUCUCUGGAAAUAUAAUUGAUUUAUGUCCUGUAGGAGCAUUGACAUCCAAGCCAUAUGCAUUUACUGCCAGGCCUUGGGAAACAAGAAAAACGGAAUCCAUCGAUGUUUUAGAUGCUUUGGGGUCCAACAUAAUAGUGAGCACUCGAACAGGAGAAGUCUUGCGAAUACUCCCUCGUUUAAAUGAAGAAGUUAAUGAAGAAUGGAUAUCUGACAAAACUAGGUUUGCAUAUGAUGGCUUGAAGGCUCAAAGAUUGGUAACUCCAAUGUGCAAAUCAGAGUCUGGUUCUCUGACUCCUUGUGACUGGGAAGAAGCAUUAGUGAAAGCAGCAAAACAGAUUCGUUCUGUUCCACCAGAUCAGAUUGCAGCUCUUGUUGGUGGAUUAGUUGAUGCUGAGGCUCUUGUUGCUUUAAAGGAUUUCUUAAAUCGUAUAGGGUGUGAAAGUUUGUACACAGAAGAGAAAUUUCCAACACAAGGUUCAGGGAGUGAUAUUAGAAGUAGCUAUCUACUGAACAGUAAAAUUACUGGUGUUGAAGAAUCUGACUUGGUUGUCCUCAUUGGUACUAAUCCAAGAUUUGAAGCACCUGUGUUCAAUGCACGUAUCCGAAAAGCUUGGAUUCAUAAUAAUUUGAAUGUAGCAGUUGUUGGACCAAAAUUAGAUUUGACCUAUGACUAUGAUCAUGUUGGAGAUUCACCAAAUGUGUUACAAGACAUUGCUUCUGGACGGCAUAAUUUCUCAAAGAAAUUGGCUGCUGCUCAGCAGCCAAUGAUCAUAUUAGGAAGUGAAAUACUGCAAAGACCUGAUGGUGAUGCUAUUUAUGCACUUGUUCAGAAAAUUGCUCUCCAAUGUCAAAAAUCUGAACAUGUGAAGACUUUGAAUAUCUUACACAGAGUUGCCAGUCAAGUGGCUGCUCUAGACAUUGGCUAUAAAACUUGCCCAGACAAAUUAGAAAAAAGUUCCCCAAAGCUCUUAUAUUUACUUGGCGCAGAUGAAGGACUUAUUUCCAGGGACAACCUACCAAAGGACUGUUUUGUCAUUUAUCAAGGUCAUCAUGGUGAUAAAGGUGCUGAAAUGGCAGAUAUUGUUUUACCCGGUGCUGCAUACACAGAAAAACAAGCAACCUAUGUAAAUACUGAAGGAAGAGCGCAGCAAACUCUUCAAGCCAUAACACCUCCAGGUUUAGCAAAAGAAGACUGGAAAAUUAUCAGAGCACUCUCAGAGGUUGCUGGACAUAAACUGUCUUAUGACAAAUUGUUUGAAAUCAGGCAAAGGAUGGAUGAAAUCGCCCCUCAUUUGACGCGAUAUGGGAAAGUAGAGGAGUGUAAUUUCUUAAAAGAAAGUUCUGCAUUGCAUUCAGAUCAGUCUGCCAAUUUAAACUCCAAUCCCAUUGAUACCAGUAGGAAAUUUUUGAAGGAUUUCUACAUGACUGAUUCUAUUAGCAGAGCAUCAUCUACUAUGUCAAAAUGUGUUCAAGCAGCUGAAAAAUUGGUUACAUCAUAAAAUCUUAUUUUUCGGUUAAAAAAAGACUUUUAAGAAGUUCUAUUCUAGCAAAUGAUGUGCUUCUGCCUCUCCCAUGUUGUAUUAUAAUGAAAUUCAGAAUUUUUAGAAUAAAUAUUUAAAUUAUUGGUUUA
This is a messenger RNA of Uloborus diversus, 2383 nucleotides long. RefSeq names its product NADH-ubiquinone oxidoreductase 75 kDa subunit, mitochondrial-like (gene ND-75). The coding region runs from base 72 to 2252 and encodes 726 amino acids. Gene Ontology annotation, cellular component: membrane. The transcript has 19 exons. Gene Ontology annotation, molecular function: NADH dehydrogenase (ubiquinone) activity; iron-sulfur cluster binding. Gene Ontology annotation, biological process: ATP synthesis coupled electron transport. The record is from RefSeq and is a predicted model, not a curated record. Lineage: Eukaryota; Metazoa; Arthropoda; Arachnida; Araneae; Uloboridae.